AUGGCUUUUUCUCAAGAAACCGGAGGGGCAUGGAGCAUCAUGGAAGAUGUCUUGUUGUGUGAGUGUUGGGUCCAAAUUAGUCAUGAUCCCAUAUCGGGUAAUGAGAUGAAAUUCAGUCAAAUGUGGAAAAAAAUUCUUCACGAAUUUGUUGAAAGAUCGGGUUCCACCCGUACAGAAAGCGCAUUGUCAAGUCGGUGGAAACUUCUCAACAAAGAGUUGGGGAAAUGGAGAGAUGCCCUCACAAAAGCGAUGAAUAACCAUGCAAGCGGGAAAAUCUAA
Messenger RNA from Prunus armeniaca (apricot), 279 nucleotides. The record is from the annotation of a GenBank genome assembly. NCBI's taxonomy places the organism in Eukaryota, Viridiplantae, Streptophyta, Magnoliopsida, Rosales, Rosaceae.